Molecule: messenger RNA, 765 nt
Organism: Prorocentrum cordatum
Lineage: Eukaryota; Dinophyceae; Prorocentrales; Prorocentraceae
Source: the annotation of a GenBank genome assembly
AUGGCAUGGGGCGCGUGGAGUCCGCGAUGGUGUUCGCGGAGCCUCGCCCCCUCCAACACGGCGCUCGGCACGGCAAUUUCUUCAAAGUUCUUGAAGAGUUCUGGGAUUCAGCUCGGUUCACCACCGCAGGUCCUGUUGUUGAGCGGAUAUUGUUUUGAUGGCGAAUUGUUCACUGCUCUUCAAAAGCUCAUUAGCGGCAAGCGGUCUCUGUUAUACCAGAUGGCCGACCAAAUAUUAGCCCCGCGUCUUGUUUCAGAAGAUCUGCCGUUCCUCGACGUCCCUCUGCUCAAGGCGACACAUUUCCAGCUGUUCGUGAAAUGCACCAGCCACAGCUUGUCCAAUGGCAUGAAAUUGGGUUUAUCUAGAUGGGCUUCUGACAACAUCAUCGAUGAUUUGUAUAUCGCCAUAUCUUCAUGCAUAAAAUGCAGUUCUGACAUUAUGGACCACCUCGAAACCUUUGCUGGACGUGUCGUUUACGAUGACCCACAGUGGACGCCCGAUGAUUGGUCUGCGCGGCAGAUUCUCUGGACGUACGAGUCCAUGUCGCGGGAGAUGAGGCUGGCCAGGGAGAGCACGCGUGAGAUUGAUUCUUACUCUUAUUUGGAUGAGGAUUUCUUCAACGACGGCGUGCCCGGCCUGGUGGAGGGCAUGGUGCGCCAGAUGGUUCUCCAGAAGCUGCCUGUUUUGGAGCAGCCGCCGAACGAUUGCUCGGCGGCGCACCCCGUGGAGCGCAAGGCCGAAGAGGCCGCAGCUGCCAUCGCCUAG